CUCGUUAGACGACCAAACGUUUAACCCGGAAUAAGCAGCACAAAAGCAGAGGAGACGGCUGCUUCAUAGUUCAUACGCUGCCACUCGAUUCGUAAUACGAUUUCUGAUCGCAGUCCUUCGUUAUUCGUCUAUCUCCUACGUAUCGUGUUUAGCGUGCGAAAAUGGCAACAUUCGAACUGUACAGAAGGUCGACGAUCGGAAUGUGUCUAACCGAGACGCUUGACGAGAUGGUUCAGAACGGUACUCUCAGCCCCGAGCUUGCUAUUCAGGUUCUCGUCCAGUUCGACAAGUCUAUGCAUGAAGCUCUGGAAACGCAAGUCAAGAGUAAGGUCUCCAUUAAGGGACAUCUACAUACGUACAGAUUCUGCGACAAUGUUUGGACCUUCAUUUUGCAUGAUGCUUUUUUCAAGAGUGACGAAUGCGAAGAGAACAUCAGAAGGCUAAAAAUAGUGGCAUGUGACUCGAAGUUGCUAUCACAAUAAUAACAUGUCCAACGUCUUCUACAUUAUCAACGAAGAAAAAUUGCUAUUUGCUGGUAGAAUGGGAACGGAGGCAAGGAAAGUGACCAAUGCUAUAAAUUAUUGAAAGGGCAAAUUAUAAAAAAGUUGUAGAUUUAAAAGCCAUCAAUCUUGACAUCUUUAGGCAUUUCAUGUUAUACUGAUUGAAAGUGAUCCGUGAGUAUUCGCUGAAGACACUUUUCUAUUGUAAUUUGCUCCAUGGCAUCGGUAAAUGAAUCCGUUUAUCUUAGCAGGACUUGGCGGUUGAGAAUAUAACUAUCCUCAGACACUAGCUAUAAAGUGAUCAUUAAUGAGAAUUGGAAUGCCGUCUGAUUGGCCUUUUUUUUUUUU
This is a messenger RNA of Prosopis cineraria, 848 nucleotides long. RefSeq names its product transcription initiation factor IIA subunit 2. Gene Ontology annotation, molecular function: RNA polymerase II general transcription initiation factor activity; TBP-class protein binding. Gene Ontology annotation, biological process: transcription initiation at RNA polymerase II promoter; RNA polymerase II preinitiation complex assembly. The transcript is spliced from 4 exons. NCBI's taxonomy places the organism in Eukaryota, Viridiplantae, Streptophyta, Magnoliopsida, Fabales, Fabaceae. The coding region runs from base 162 to 482 and encodes 106 amino acids. Gene Ontology annotation, cellular component: transcription factor TFIIA complex. The record is from RefSeq and is a predicted model, not a curated record.